CUAUGAGCUUUGUUUUGAAUAAACGUCUUCUCGUCAGCUGAUUGAAAACAGGAUGGCGGAAGAGCAGGACGCCGGUGUUUCUUCUCGGGCUCAGAGGAAAGCUUUGAGUAAGGCUAAAAUACUACAGCGGGAGAGCGAGAGGGAGGUCUUCAGACUGGUCGGGCGGGUCCUGAAAAAACCGGAGUCUCAGCGGUCAGAGGAGGAGGCCGCUGCUCUGCUGCUGCACAGAGACACUGUGGAGGAGCUCUGCAAGAGACAAGUCCGCAGAAAUGUGCUCAAGAGGAAGCAGGAAGAGGUAUUUGAUGGUGUUGAUGAGCUGAAAAAUAAAGUCAGGCAGCUCGCUGUGGCAGUCAAACAAGCCAGUUACCUGGUGGUUUACACCGGAGCCGGUAUCAGCACGGCAGCUUCUAUCCCUGACUACAGGGGCCCUAACGGGGUAUGGACGCAGCUACAGAAGGGUCGGGCCAUUAGCUCGUCAGACCUGAGUAAAGCGGAGCCGACGCUCACGCACAUGUGCAUUAAGAUGCUUCAUAAGGAAAAGCUGGUUAAGCACGUUGUGUCUCAGAACUGCGAUGGACUCCACCUGCGUAGCGGUCUGCCCAGACACGCCCUCUCUGAACUUCAUGGAAACAUGUUUAUUGAGGUGUGCACGUCCUGCUCCCCGGUCAGGGAGUACGUGCGUUUAUUUGAUGUGACCGAGCGGACGUCGCUACACCGCCAUGGGACGGGACGGAAGUGCAGCCACUGUGGCGGCGAACUGAGAGACACCAUAGUGCACUUCGGGGAACGUGGGACCCUCGAGCAGCCCCUCAACUGGAGGGGAGCAACAGAAGCUGCCAAGAUGGCGGAUGUUAUACUCUGUUUAGGCUCCAGUCUGAAGGUGCUGAAGAAAUACACUUCUUUGUGGUGCAUGAACAGACCAGCAAGCAAAAGGCCCAAACUCUACAUUGUCAACCUUCAGUGGACACCAAAAGAUGAUCUGGCUGUGCUGAAAAUUCACGGCAAGUGUGACGAUGUCAUGAGACUCCUCAUGGAGGAGCUGAACCUUCAGAUUCCUGCAUAUAACAGGGCAGACGAUCCCAUCUUCACUCUGGCUACACCUCUGCAGCUUGAAGAGGUGCAAAGCCACUCUCGUGAGGUCAUAGCGCCCCCCAAUGAUCAAAAUGACGGCUCAGAUGACCCCGAGGAGCAGAAACCCACAUCUGUGCAGGGCGGCUGGUUCGGACGAGGGUACGGCAAAGGAAGGCAGAAGAAGAAAAAAGUUGCGUGACUGACAGGACAUUGUGGACUUUUUGGUCACUGCCAGCAAUUUAUCCCAUCAAGAGAUUCAAGUUUCAGUCCUGUGAUGAUGGAAAGUUGGACUUGAAGCUUCUGGGGUGCUGUUUUGUAGGAUUGUGUAUUUGCCAUUAGGAAAAUGGCACAUUGCACUGAACUGUCGUGUUGUACAGCGUACACUUUAGAGUGAUACCUGGGUUCAGAGCAGGGUUUUGUUAAGCAGCUGCAGUUUAUGUUUCUGUGUUCAUGGCAGCUAAGCCAGCUGGGUUAGACAGAGCCAAAUUUUAACUCAGUGUGGCUAGGAUGUUUUUUUUUUCUUUUCUUUUGUUUUUGGUUUGGUUUGGUUUUUUGUGAAUGGAUCACUUUGACACCAUUUCAGGUGUUUUUACCAGACUGGUAACAGGUGCUUCUUGGAGCCUGACUGAUAUCACCAAUAUCAGCAUCUGCAUUUGCCACAAACACAGCCAGCUGAUCUAAGUAAAGGUGGGGGUUAAACAAGUAAUUCAUGGCUUACUGGAACAAAACAGAAUUAUUGUUAAAUAUUAUCCUAGUAAGACUUAAUAAAGAAUGACAAAUGUUAGAAAAGUCUUUGUUUUUAUGUGUCUGAAAGGGGAAAUAAUAUCACCAAAUAUUGGUGUAGCUCGUAUUCCUGUAUCGGUUGGGCUCUACAGUGUCUAAUUUACGCUCUGCUGGUGUAGUAUGAGCAUGAUGUAUUAAAACAUGAAUAUCUGAGGGUAGAGUGCUUCAUAAAUACUGUAUCAUCAGAAGAACAUGAGUGGCAGAUAACAACAGCAGCUUAAGCAAAAGUCCAUUUUGAAUUAUGCUUUUCUAUCUUUUACACAUGUACUGAUUAUAGUAUAAUAUAUUUUUGUAGUAUUUGUUUUUCAUAUGUUCAGGACUUCCCUUUUUUUAAAACAUGACAUCUUUGUGUUGAUGUUUAUUUUAAAGGUUUAUGUUGGCCGUACUUAAUUAUUGUGUGCUGCCCUUGACUCUGCUGUAAUCCUUCCUCAGGUAUGCAGGCUGGUUAGUACAGCCGCUACUGUAUUACAUUUGUUUACGUUUAAACUUUUGUGUGAUUUUUUUUUCUUUUUUUUAAUACAUUUUUUUGUUUUGUUUACAGCAGUGUAGGAAGGUAAGCUGAGUUUUGAGUUAAAUUACUGUUUGCUUAAGUGAUUGGAAACAGCAGCCAGAGUCAUUGUGUCUGUUAUUUUGUCUCAGGAAGAUCCUUUAGUGUCAACAGUCUCAUCAUGUUUGGUAUAGUGUUACACAUUAUUAAAAAAAGUGCAGGCUGUCUUUGAUAAGCUAGUGUCGGCAUUCCUAAAACUCAAACCAGUGCUAAACCUGAAUGUGAAGCCUCGUUGGUUUUUGCUGUAUUUUUUUCUCUCUCACUCUCUCACACGCAAAGAUGUAUUUGUGAGAAAAUAAAUCAUGAUGCAAUGAAUUUUCUUUCU
This is a messenger RNA of Pelmatolapia mariae (spotted tilapia), 2726 nucleotides long. Its product is annotated as NAD-dependent protein deacetylase sirtuin-7-like. Lineage: Eukaryota; Metazoa; Chordata; Actinopteri; Cichliformes; Cichlidae. Gene Ontology annotation, molecular function: histone H3K18 deacetylase activity, NAD-dependent; NAD+ binding. The transcript has 10 exons. The record is from RefSeq and is a predicted model, not a curated record. The coding region runs from base 53 to 1270 and encodes 405 amino acids. Gene Ontology annotation, cellular component: chromatin; nucleus.